ACAGCAGAGGAUUCAUAUCCCAACAGGAUUUCAGGGUUUUAGCAUUUUCUACAAAACAACCUACGACUACUUCGACUAUGACAACAAUAACAAGAACACAAAGUGAGUGACCAAUUUCCAUCACUAUUAUUCAAUUCAAUGAUUCAUAAUCGCCAAUUGAUUCUUACUACUUCCAAACUCACCCAUCAUUUUCCCUUUCUUUCUCGUUCUCAUUCCUUCAUUUCCCCAACACCCUUUUCCUCAAAAUUCAAAAUUUUCCCAUCAACAACCGGUUUCACUUCCACGUGGAAAAUCCCAGGUUUGUUCAAAGAUUCAAUUUUUAUAGGCCAUGUCAGUUUAUUGAGAUGUUACUGCAAUAAUAACACUAAUGGGUCUAAGGAAUUUACUGAGGAAAUUGAGUAUUUAGAUGAAUCAGGUAGUGUUAUUUAUAAGGGUAAAGGUAUUAGGUCAGUAGAGCCUGGGAUUGAUGAUCAUGAUAUGGUGGGUGAUGUUAAAAAACCUUUUUUGAAUGCAUUAGCCGUGGCAAAAAUUGUUGAGGUUGUUAAGAGAUGGAAGUGGGGUCCAGAAUUGGAGACUCAAUUGGAUAAACUUCAGUUUGUACCAAAUAUGAUUCAUGUUAGUCAAGCUUUGAAGGUUAUUAAUGAUGGUGAUGCUUGUUUGAGUUUGUUUAGGUGGUCUAAGAGACAAUCUUGGUAUUUGCCUAGUGAUGAUUGUUAUGUUAUGUUGUUUGAUGGUUUGAAUCAGCGUAGGGAUUUCGAUGGAAUACAGUCAUUGUUUGAUGAGAUGGUUGGUGAUUCUAGUAAUAAUGGGGUUUCGUUGGUUGUUUCGUGUAAUCGAGUGAUUCGGUAUUUGGCUAAGGCGGAGAGGUUGGAAGUUGCUUUUUGUUGUUUUAAGAAAAUACAGGAUGUUGGUUGUGAAGUUGAUACCGAAACGUAUAAUUCGCUUAUUACUUUGUUUUUGAAUAAGGGUUUGCCAUAUAAGGCAUUUGAGAUAUAUGAGAGUAUGGAGAAAGCCGAUUGUAAAUUGGAUAGUUCGACUUAUGAAUUGAUGAUUCCAAACUUGGCAAAGUCGGGCCGUCUUGAUGCUGCUUUCAAACUCUUCCAAGAAAUGAAAGGAAGAGAUUUUCGACCGGGUUUAAACAUCUUUGCGUCGCUUGUUGAUUCAAUGGGUAAGGCAGGGAGAUUGGACAGUGCAAUGAAAGUUUACAUGGAGAUGCGAGGUUUUGGGUACAGGCCGCCGCCUACUAUAUAUGUUUCUUUAAUCGAAUCUUAUGUGAAAUCUGGAAAGUUAGAAACUGCUUUGAGGCUUUGGGACGAGAUGAAAUUAGCAGGGUUCAGGCCUAACUUUGGCCUGUAUACAUUGAUCAUUGAGUCUCAUGCAAAAUCAGGGAAGCUUGAUAUUGCUAUGUCUGCAUUUUUAGAUAUGGAGAAAGCUGGAUUUCUACCAACUCCAUCAACAUAUGCUUGUCUUUUGGAAAUGCAUGCUGCAUCUGGACAAAUCGAUCAUGCCAUGAAACUGUACAAUUCAAUGACUAAUGCAGGUUUAAGGCCUGGCUUAAGUACUUAUACAGUUCUGUUAACUCUACUUGCUAAUAAGAAACUCGUGGAUGUUGCUGCCAAAGUUCUACUUGAAAUGAAGAACAUGGGAUAUUCCGUGGAUGUGACGGCUAGUGAUGUUUUGAUGGUGUAUAUCAAGGAAGGUUCUGUUGAUCUUGCUUUGAGGUGGCUUCGUUUCAUGGGUUCGUCGGGGAUCAGAACCAAUAAUUUUAUAAUCCGACAAUUGUUUGAGUCGUGCAUGAAGAACGGGAUAUACGAGUCAGCGAAGCCUCUUCUUGAAACAUAUGUUAACUCCGCUGCAAAAGUUGAUUUGAUACUUUACACCUCUAUUUUAGCUCAUCUUGUUAGGUGUCAGGAAGAAGAGAAUGAGAGGCAUUUGAUGUCCAUCCUUAGUGCUACAAAGCAUAAGGCACAUUCAUUUAUGUGUGGACUUUUCACAGGCCCGGAACAGAGGGGACAGCCGGUGUUGACUUUUGUAAGGGAAUUCUUCCAAAGUAUUGAUUAUGAAUUGGAGGAAGGUGCUGCAAAGUACUUUGUCAAUGUUCUUCUCAAUUACCUAGUUCUUAUGGGACAGAUCAACCGAGCUCGAUGUGUUUGGAAGGUUGCUUAUGAGAAUAAACUUUUCCCAAAGGCUAUAGUUUUCGAUCAGCACAUUGCUUGGUCCCUUGAUGUUAGAAACUUGUCGGUUGGAGCCGCCCUUAUAGCAGCGGUGCACACUCUUCAUAGGUUCAGAAAGCGUAUGUUGUAUUACGGCAUUGUCCCAAGACGGAUUAAAUUGGUGACGGGACCAACAUUAAAGAUUGUGAUUGCACAGAUGUUAAGCUCAGUAGAGUCUCCAUUUGAGGUGAGUAAAGUGGUUCUUAGGGCGCCGGGGGAUUCUGUCAUGGAGUGGUUUAAGAAACCAAUAGUUCAGCAGUUUCUUCUGAAUGAAAUUCCUUCUAGGGCUGACAUCCUGAUGCACAAGCUGAACAUACUUUUCCCCAAUUCUGCACCUGAAAUUCGAUCUCUAUCCCCUCCUAAACCUCUAAUUGCAGGAAGGGCAGUCUAAACAGUCUUUGCCUCUACUUGUUCUCGUGGUGGCAUCAUGCGGUGAAGUGAAGCUUGAACUUCUUACUUUGUGAAAUCGUGGAACCAAACACGAAACAAACACACACUUAAUAUCCAACAGGUGUUUGAGGUGCAUACUCUUCAUAUGUUCGGAAGCCAUACUAUAAACAGAUAUGUAUUACUUAUGAAUUUGGAAUAAAAUCUUGAGAUUUAUAUUCUUUUCCCUCAAAAAGUUUUGGGGUAAUGCAUAAAAAUUCACAUCCUUUGUCAUUAUUCAUAUGUAUGUCAAGUCACGGUUUUCUCUCCUGUUGAUAUUAGGAUAGGUUUAGUUGCAUAAUUGAGGAUUAUUAUGUACUUAUAUUUUGAUUUAAAUUAUUGUUAACUCUCUUUUGGCAUAUCUAUUUAAUCUCUCUCUCUCUCUCUCUCUCUCUCUCUCUCUCUCUCUCUCUCUCUCUCUCUCUCUCUCCUUCUAGUAAGAUUUUAAUUUGUGUAAUGGCUUUCAUGAGAACUUCUUUCUUCUUAAUAUGAAAAUCUUUUUUAGAAUGCGGCCGUUGAACUGGGAAUUUUCAGAAACCCUCUACGUCUCUUUCUCUCUAUAUCUUAAAUGGCCAUUGUAGUUCUAAAAUCUCUCCUGAACAUAUAUUCUUGUGAAGAGCUUGCGAAAAUCUUUGUUCAGGUAUUUUUUUUUCUUUCUUUAUGUCUUUUUGUAUUUGUGUCUUCAUUAUUGUUGAAUAUGAUAUUCUGUAUCUCUAAAUUGUUUUGUUCUAUUAGAGUUUGAGCAAGUGAGACAAUGAGAGAAAGAAAAUAAGAGAAAAUCAGUAUUUCUGUCUUUUUAACACUUUCUCAUCUACCACACUCAUUAUAAUUAGUAUAUGCUAUGCUUUGACAUUUCCCCUUGCAAAGCUUAGGAUGGAUUGAACUGCAAAAAUCCGAGAGGACAGAGCCUUAGACGUAAUUAGAACUACAUUUGGUGAUAUUGCACUCACCAACCAUGGAUAUAGAGAUUCCUUUUACUUCUUCCAUGUUUGCGUUUGUUAAAUUUUAAGCUUCAAUCAACAGAUGAGAACCUUCCUGAAAUUUUUAUCUUCAGUUCUCAAUAUCAGAUUACAUGUGUAGUAAUGUACAACUAGUUAGGUAGUGUUUGGUCCAACUUUUUAUGGCCUUUUCUGACAAGGAGAAGCAAGACCAAUCACUUAUCCUUAAGAGUUAAAAGUUCUUAAAAUUGAGUGUCUUAUCAUAUUCUCAUACUCUAAUGGUGCAAUUAUUUGAAUAUUUGAUAUGGUUCUAAUAUAAAUAUGUAGAAUUACUUGGUCUAUAGUAAUUUCACUUCAAUAUAUCCAAGAAAAAGUUUCAAUAAGAAUGAAGGCUUCAAAUGAGCUAUUUCUACAAAGAUAAGGCCCAAUAAAAUUGAAUAUGUGUAACCAAAGCUCUAUAAGCACUUAUGUAUAAAUUAUUUCUAUAACAAAAGAUGAAAUAAAGUCAAGCCGUUUUCUUAUAAGCUUUUUUUUUUUUUUUAUAAACUAUCAUGGAGAGCUUAUGAAAAUAACUUGAAAACAACUAAUGGAGAUGUUUCCGUAAUCUCUUCCAAACAGUCUCACAUGUAUUUUAUAUCGGUAGAUAAAUGCUCUUAAUCUCUAACAAUUAUGCAGGUGAUAGUCCCUCUAUUCCUAAUUAUAAGCAAAAGUGGAUUAACAAAAGUUGAUGCAUUUGGUUCAAAAUUUGGAACUAAAUACAUCAACUUUUUCUUAUAAUUUGGAAUGGAGGGAGUAUAAUUGUAACUGGCAGCUCACUCUCAAAUUCAUUACUAUCUGAUUACCAGACAGAACUUUACUUUUAAACUGAAACAGCUUGGUGAACAAGGCUACUUUUUGGUAAAUGAAGUAGAUAUAUGAAGAAAAUAUCUGUUUUUACCUACUUAAUUUCUGUUUCAGAUUGACCUUUUCAAAUUGAGUGUCUUAUUAUAUGCUCAUAACUAAUAAUUCAGAGUCCAUCAUGGAUUUACCUUAGUAUGUCCUUGAUUUUGUAGGUUGUGUCAUGAUUUUAUUCUUGUUUUAUAAGCCAUGCACCAAAUGAAAGGGCAAUUAAGGGAUCACUAUUUCCUUCCAAUCUAGUUUGUAUCUGCUAAAUUAAAAAUGUUGGUGAUGUAUACUCUGAACAAAAAAGGAUAAACAGUGCUGCUAUAUCCUAUGAAUCAUUUGGCCACGAAACACAAGAAUGAGUGUGCCGGCCGAAGAGGUCACAUGCUAAGUAACCAAUGAUUUAUUGGUUUCUAUUUUAUUACAGCUCGAUGUAUGGGUUUUGGGAUUGGUAAAACCUGUUCAAAAAAUGGAGAUGGUGGUAAAAACUAAAAAGUGUUUUACUCUAGCAUGUAGUCGUGCAGGAAAGUAUAAGAGCGAUUCAAAGAAUAUUUUGAAGCCAAAUCCUAUUAAAUGAAAGUCAAGGAUAUAAGGGCAUGUGUACAUCUAGAGGUAAAUUGAAAGUCAAGGAUAUUUUAGAUCUCAAGUUUUUUGACUAAAUUUUAGAUCUCAAGUUAUUGAUGGAAUUGGCACACAAGAAAGUAUUCAAGUAAAUGAAACCUAUUUGAUUCUAAUUAUCAUUUCAAUAAAAAUGAUUGACUAUUUUGAUUAUUAACAUGAUACUCUAUACUAUUUGUCUGUAUUUUUUGUUUCUAUAUAUUUAUAGUGUGAGCUAAGAUAUGUUCAGAACAGAGGUAUUGUAGACGGUUUAGCUCCAAACCAAGAUACUAAUGCAAGACAUGCAAUCUCUUGCUGCACUUUAUUUGUACAUUUACAUCAUGAAAAGUAGUUGAUUUAGUAUCUGUGUUUUGCAGAUUCCAUUGCUGGACAAACCAUCGUCAUAAAGUCAAAAAUCAACCAUUGCUAGACCAACCAUCGUCGUAAGACAACGAUUAACCACAACUUUAGGACUUGAAGUUUAAAGUUAUUAGCUACUUGUUGAAAGAUGAUUUCUAUUUUAAAUAUAUAGUUUUACCAUAUCGAUGAUAAUUUUAUUUAGAAGGAUUUUGAUACUAUUAUCUUAUGAAAGUGUGAGAUAUUGAC
Molecule: messenger RNA, 5662 nt
Organism: Trifolium pratense (red clover)
Lineage: Eukaryota; Viridiplantae; Streptophyta; Magnoliopsida; Fabales; Fabaceae
Product: pentatricopeptide repeat-containing protein At1g79490, mitochondrial
Exons: 1
Coding region: 139-2604 (821 amino acids)
Molecular function (GO): protein binding
Source: RefSeq, a predicted model, not a curated record